UCCUGAGCACCCUGCCCCUCCUCACGCUGCCUGGGCAGAGCUGGAGGAAGAGCUGCAAAUGUUCCUGUAACACGGUCACAGCAGAAGUCCCACGGCGACUGGUGCCGGGCUCCACACACCACAUCCUGUGCUGCUCGGGCUCCCAAGCUCAGUCUCCACCCUGCUGCCCCACAUUCGCCGGCAGCCUCUGCUAUGCUUUCCACGCUCGCUGCCCUGCUCGGUGAGUUCCCACCUGGAAGGGAGCCGGGAUCCAGGGUGCCUGGUUCGGCAACGUCUCAUUAUUCCUGUCUUCCAGGGCUAUGUCUGUGCCAGCGGAUCAGCGCCCAAAAACAGACCCUCUCGAAACCCAUCAUCUGGGCCAAGCCUGGUUCCGUAAUUCCCAAAGGAAUGGCGGUGAUCAUCUGGUGCGAAGGAACUUUCGGGGCUGUUGAGUACCAGCUGCAUUUUGACGGACUUCUUUCCACCUUCGAGAGACCAACCCCACCUGGAAUUACGAACAAGGUCAAGUUCGCCAUCCGGCUCAUGACCCGACACAGUGCAGGGCAAUACAGGUGCUUCUACAGAGAGGGGGAGCUCUGGUCAGAGCCCAGUGACCCUCUGGAUCUGGUGGUAACAGGAAUGUAUGACACACCCACCCUCUCAGUUCAUCCCGGGUCUAAGGUGAUCCCAGGAGAAAAUGUGACCUUCCAUUGCCAUCUAGAGACUGGAACAAGCACGUUCUUUCUGCUCAAGGAGGGAAGACUCAGCAGCCCACAGCGCAGAAAUGGGAAAUUUCAAGCAGAGUUCCCCAUGGGGCCUGUGACCACUGCCCAUUCAGGGACAUACAGGUGUUUUGGUUCUUACAAUGACUUCAUGUGGUCUUUCCCCAGCAAGACUGUGGUGCUCCUGGUCACAGGAGACGUUGGGGACACCAACCUUGUACCCACAGGACAGCCCUCUUCUGAUGCUUGGGAGCCCUCCUUGUUCACCACAGAGGUGGUGGGAUUCCAGGAAGGUCGUGCCAUCUGGGAUCACCGAGCUGACACUCUUCUACGGGUGGGUCUCAUUUUUCUGGUCCUGGUGGCCCUUGUGUGUCUCCUGGCUGAAGACUGGCUCCGAGGAAAGACGACAGAAGAGACAGCCAAUGGGGCUUCAAAUCAGGAAUGCAGGGUAAGGUUCAGGACCCAGAGAGCCCUGGACAAAGGACGGAGAGAUGCAGUGGCCAUCGGUAAAGCUGAACUCUGACCUUGACUUUGGGCCACGUGAUCUCCAGGUUUGAGGGAAACCAAGGGGUGUGUGCAUGGAGUUUGAUGCACCAUCCUGGAGGGAGCAAGAAGGGAGGGUGAAGACGCUAAGUUCUUCUGCAGGAGAUCCCAAUGUCUCUUAGAACUCUAGGUUCUAAGUAUUUUUAUUAUUGAAUUUAUUAGGUUGACAUUGAUUAAUUAAAUUAUAUAGGUUUGGGGUAUACAAUUCUAUAAUACAUCACCUGUAUAUUGUAUUGUGUGUUCACC
This is a messenger RNA of Phyllostomus discolor (pale spear-nosed bat), 1490 nucleotides long. RefSeq names its product natural cytotoxicity triggering receptor 1 (gene NCR1). Lineage: Eukaryota; Metazoa; Chordata; Mammalia; Chiroptera; Phyllostomidae. Bases 193 to 1224 code for a protein of 343 amino acids. The transcript is spliced from 6 exons. The record is from RefSeq and is a predicted model, not a curated record.